Aspergillus versicolor CBS 583.65 is the source of this 207-nucleotide messenger RNA. RefSeq lists its product as uncharacterized. Lineage: Eukaryota; Fungi; Ascomycota; Eurotiomycetes; Eurotiales; Aspergillaceae. The coding region runs from base 1 to 207 and encodes 68 amino acids. The transcript is spliced from 2 exons. The record is from RefSeq and is a predicted model, not a curated record.
AUGGAAUUCAAGCUCGAGACGACCUCGUCCAUCCACUCAGCCCUUGGGCCGUUGAUGGGUCAUCUAGCUUCGAGUUUCCAGCAGACUGGGACGCUGGAGGACCGGCGGAUUCCCGCCCUGGUUGCCACCACCGCCAGAAUGAAAAGAUAUCCAGCCAAUCCUCCGACUGGCGACUCCUGGCUGAUCUACGCGACUAGCUCUCCCUGA